UUUUGGGGGCUGGCAGCGCCCCCCGCGGGGUCUCCGUCCUCGUAGGUGCCGAAGGGGCCCGUGCGCGGCCGCGAGGACUGAGCGCCGGCUGCCACCGGCCGGGGGUCGCCGAGGUGCCUUCCCAGCGUUUGGCAUUCUACCCAGAACAGCAGAAAAUGAACAAAUCCCAGAAAUGUGCUGGUCAGGGAUCCGUGUCAUUCAGGGAUGUGACUGUGGACUUUACCCGGGACGAGUGGUCACAACUGACGGGCACACAGAGGACACUGUACCGGGACGUGAUGCUGGAGAACUACAGUCACCUGGUCUCAGUGGGGUGUCACCUCGCCAAACCAGAGGUGAUCUUCAGGCUGGAGCAAGGCGAGGAGCUGUGGCCCUCAGACGCAGAGAUCCCAGACCAGGGUGAUCAAGACAGAAACCAGGAAGACCAAGACAAACAUUUGUGGCGAGUUUCACUCAUCAGCAAAAAAUCACUGACUAAGAACAGAGAGAAUGUUUUCAGAGAAACACCCUGUCAGGAUGUCUCUCAUGGAAAACGUUUGAAAAAUGUUUCAGAAUCAAUUUUUAGUAAUAACAAUUAUUCGGGUAAGAACUCUGAUGAAAUUAAUGCAUGUGGGAAGUUACUAUCUGGUAAUAACCAAGGAAAUACUCAUACUGGAAAAAAGUCUGGCGAACAGAACCUAGGUGGGAAAUCCCCAAGUCGUAUUGAGGGCUGUACUGAACAACAGAAAAUUCAAACUUUGGGGCCACUUUUUGAAAAUAAUGAAUGUAGAGAGAUCUUUCUUAAUAAGGCAGCUGUCAUUACACCUACCAGGGCUCAAACAGAAGAGCAAUCCUGUGAUUCUAAGGAACAGGGACGAAAUACCAGAGAUGAGUCAGCCCUUGAAGUCCUUCAGGAAACUCACACAAGGAAGAACCGCUGUGAGGUUGAUGAGUGCCGGAAGUCAACCCUCCUAAAACAUCAGAAAGUUAACGUGGAAUGUAAUGACAACGAGACUAAUUUCAGCAAGAAGUCCCAUGACACUCAACCUCCCGAAACUCACACAGGAGAGAAAACCUUUGAAUGUAGUCACUGCCAGAAAUCUUUCGACCAGGAGGCCCACCUGACUCAGCACCAGAAGACACACACAAGAGAGAAACCCCGUGGAAGUAAUAUAUCUGGAAAAACCCUUCAGAAAUCACAGCUCACAGACCCUCUGCAAUCUCAGGCAAGAGAGAAACUCAGUGACUACGGUGAAGCCCCUGUGCCGUCAGGCCUUGCCGAUCAGCAGAGAACACGGUCAGAAGGGAAGUUUUAUGUGUGUAACGAGUGCAGGAAGUCUUUCCGUCAUAGCUCAGCCCUCAAAGUCCAUCAGAGAAUUCACACGGGAGAGAAGCCCUAUCAAUGCACCGAGUGUGGGAAAUCCUUUUAUGCCAAAUCAAACUUGAACCAUCAUCAGAGGACUCAUACAGGGGAGAAGCCCUAUGAGUGUACGGAGUGUGGGAAAUCCUUCUGUGUGAAAUCAAACUUAACUAAACAUCAGAAAACACAUACAGGAGAGAAACCUUUCAAAUGUAAUGAAUGUGGGAAAACUUUCUUACAGAAGUCACAGUUUGCUGACCAUCAGAGAACACACACGGGGGAGAGACCCUAUGUAUGUAAUGAGUGCGGUAAAUCCUUCUACUAUAAGUCAGCCCUGCACGUACAUCAGGGGAAGCAUACAGAAGAGAAACCCUUUAAAUGCACCGACUGUGGGAAAUCCUUCUGCUAUAAAUCUGCCUUAAUUAUCCAUCAGGUGUCUCACACAGGGAAGAAACCCUAUGACUGUAAUGAAUGUGGGAAAACCUUCUGUGUGAAGUCAAACCUCACUAAACAUCAGAAAAUUCACACUGGUUUGAAACCUUAUGAAUGUAAUGAGUGUGGCAAAGCCUUCUCUAUGAAUUCGAUCCUAAUAGUACACCAGAGAACCCACACGGGGGAGAAACCCUAUGGGUGCAAUGAAUGUGAGAAGUCCUUCUAUAAAAAAUCAGCCCUCACUAAACACCAGAAAACACACACAGGGGAGAAACCACACGCAUGUAACGAAUGUGGGAAGGCCUUCCAUAUGAAAUCCACCCUGGUCAUACACCAGAGAACUCACACUGGAGAGAAACCCUUUAAAUGUAACGAAUGUGAAAAGUCAUUCUACGUGAAGUCACUUCUUAACAUUCAUCAGAGAAAUCACACAGGAAAGAAACCCCACGUAUGUAGUGAAUGUGGGAAAGCCUUUUCUAUGAAGUCCAAUCUCACCGACCAUCAGAGGACACAUUCAGAAGAGAAACCCUAUGAAUGUAACGAAUGUCAGAAGACCUUUCGCCAUAAAUCGACUUUAACGGUACACCAGAGAACUCACACAGGGGAGAAACCCUAUAAAUGUAAUGAAUGUGGGAAAUCCUUCUAUAUGAAGUCAGCCCUCAGUCAACACCAGAGAAUACACACAGGGGAAAAGCCUUAUGAAUGUAAAGAAUGUGGGAAAACCUUCUUCCAGAAGUCACAUCUCACGAAACAUCAGCGCACACACACAGGGGAGAAACCCUAUGAAUGUAAGGAAUGUAAAAAAACCUUCUUCCAGAAGUCACACCUCAUUGAACACCAGAGAACCCACACUGGGGAGAAGCCCCAUGAAUGUAACAAGUGUGGGAAAUCUUUUUGUUACAAGUCAGCCUUAACCAUACAUCAGAGAACUCACACGGAAGAGAAACCAUAUAAAUGUAAUGAAUGUGAGAAAUCUUUCUGUAUGAAAUCACACCUCACCGUCCAUCAGAGAACUCACACAGGGAAGAACCCCUUUGAAUGUAAGGAAUGUGGGAAGACUUUUUAUGUGAAGUCAAACCUCAUCAAUCAUCAGAGGACUCAUACAGGGGAGAAGCCCUAUGAAUGUAAGCGAUGCGGGAAGUCCUUCUGUAUGAAGUCGACCCUCACGGUUCAUCAGCGCACACACACAGGGGAGAAGCCCUAUGAAUGUAACGAAUGUGGGAAGUCAUUCUGCAAGAAGUCGACUCUCACGAAACAUCAGGUAAUUCACACAAGGGAGAUACUAAGGUGCAGCAAAUGUGGAAAGCCCUCCUGUGUGAAGUAGAAUUUCGUCAACACCAAGAGCACCCGUGGGAGAGACCUUAGGACCGUAGUAAUGUGAAGAACUCUUGGGGAACUUCAGUCUUCAGUUGGCAUUGAAAGACACAACAUGGGGUGGGGGUAGGUGGGCUCUCUCUCUCAGAAAAUUUCUGUGUCAGAUCUUAUGAAAUACCAGAGAGCCCACAUGGAGAGAGCCGAGAACGUCCUGUAUGUGAGUGUCCAUCUAUGGAUCUGAGAAGAUGUCUCAGAGGAAUCAGUCACAGGGCUCAAACCACAAAGAAUGCCACAGAAGUAUAAAAGCAUUUACAGAGUCACAGCUUACGGAUCAUCAGGUAAUUGAUAUUCGAGUGGAACUGUUACCAGUGUUUUACAUGCAUGAAAGCUUUUGAGGAAAAAUAAAAUCAGACUCUGUAUAAGAAAGGAAUUAAUCUUGAGGGAAAAUCUAUCAAUUUGGGAAAUGUGGAUACAUUUUCUUUGGAAAUAUCGUAACACUAGAAGUCCGGAUUCGGAUGUGGUACAAGAUGUUGAAGAUGUGCCAUAAGAUACCUCUGACGCUAACGGUGCUCAUUGUGGGAUCACGAGGCCUUUGGUGGCGGCUGCUCACAGCACCAGACGCCAGAGGUGCACCUGAGGAAUCGAGGCUUUGGUAUAUUGUGUGCAGCAUAGACACGUUGUGCACGUUUGGCUUACGUGGCUGGUGUUGAAAUAGGUGUCGGUAGGAAGUGUCUCCCCACAGCUCAAUAAUUCCCAUGACAGACUUCUCACACUACAGGGCCCCCAUGUGUUUCUGUAUGUUUGUAGUACAGAAUGCAUUACAGGGGACAUGCUUGACAAAUUUUGAAAUUCUAUACGCCAACAUACUGUUCAGUGAGGAUCACGGAGUACUGUCCACCGUAGGGCAUGCUCCCUUCCGUGUAAGUUGAGAGGAAGUAAGUUACACACACAGUUGCUUGUUUUUGCAAAGAGAAAGGCUAGAAGGAGAAACGACAAGCUAAGAAAAAUGAAUUCCUAUGGAGGGAGGAGUGAACAGGGGGGAGUCAGGGAUGGAAGCAAGGUUUGGUUACGCCUUCAUAGGACAUUUUGACUUUUGAACAAUAUAAAUGAUUUAUAUAUUCAAAACCAGAAAAUAAAGGCAUUCUGAAAUCGAAAACAGAAAUGAACUUUACGUCAAAUUGGUAACAACACAGAGAAAACAAUUCUUACAGGAAACUUCGGAAUACAGAGUUAGGACUAUAUAUCCCUAAUGGUAUGUUUAAGGGCAAAGAUUUGCAAAAAAUUAUAAACACCACUCAUUUUUUGUUAGUAAUAAUUUGUGUUAUUUUAGAUCUAGUUUGUGUAUGUUGUAAGAUAAAGCAAAACGAAACUGUUAAUGUUACCAGGAACCACACUUCCCAGUUUACAAGAAGAGAUGACCAUAAAAAUGAAAGAAUUUAUGUAAAACUCCCCAUGAGAAGUAUGAACUGAUCAGACAUUAUUUUUAAAAAGUGUAUGUAUGAGCUCGUCCGCUGAGGGUCUGGAAGCAGGGGCAGCCCCACGGAUGUGCAGCCUCGGUGCCAGCAUUUCCCUCUUGAGGAGCCAGGACUCCCUGGAGAAACAGCUGGUUCUAGGUCCGGGCCUUUAAGUGUCCAGGGUGAGGCUGGGAGCUCUUGGGUCAAGAAACCAAGGAAGUCCUCAAGAUUAAUGGGGACGCGUCAGUGGUCCCAGAGGCUACCUUGCAGGGUUUCUCCCUCGCCAAAUUUGAGGUAGUUUGACGGUCCAACAGAACAACUGUAAUGGAUUGCACAACAUUUGAUUAAACAAAAAUCUGUGUCCACAUCAAUAUGGAAAAAGAGGGGCACGAGCUUAUUUCCACCGUUGUAGGUGAAUCUUACACAAGCUCCUUUCUCUUUAAUGAGAAGGAAACCAUUUUCACCCUGCCC
Molecule: messenger RNA, 5010 nt
Organism: Mustela lutreola (European mink)
Lineage: Eukaryota; Metazoa; Chordata; Mammalia; Carnivora; Mustelidae
Product: zinc finger protein 665-like
Biological process (GO): regulation of immune system process; negative regulation of transcription by RNA polymerase II; regulation of cytokine production
Source: RefSeq, a predicted model, not a curated record